GCAUCCAGCUUCUGAUAGACAUAUCAGUUCUGUGGUCGCAACCUUCUCUCUCUCUCUCUCUCUCUCUCUCUCUCUCUCUAAAACCUCACUUCUGGUCGGGCACGGUCAUGUUUACCUCGAAAACCAUCAACAUGCCAGCCUCGCUGCGCCGCCGACUUCUCGACGACAUCGCCGACAUUCAGCAAGACCCGUAUCCAAAUGUGCACCUACACUUCGACGAUGCGAACAUACACAGCGCAUGCUUGAUUCUGACACCCGAGGAUCAAGACCCGCUGCAUCUGAAGAUGGAAUUCCCAGAGAGUUACCCGCUUCGUGCGCCGACGGUCACGAUACAGAGUGAUAUCAUACACCCAAAUGUGUUUGGCGGUUACAUCUGCGCCUCGAUACUAAACACAAUUGGGGGUUGGACGCCGGCUUAUACAUUGAGAGGUAUCGUUAUUCAGCUACUUAGUUUCUUCUGCAGCGAUGAGCUGGAGCAAAACUAUGCCGGCCGCCCACAACUGAAGGAGGACUAUGCCGGCGGCGCUAUUAACUUGGCGGAGUAUCGGAGGAAGGGCUUGAGACAAAGUCACAUCCGUAGCAACUUCUCCUCGUGCCUUGUCUGUGGGUUUGGAGAGGACCGAGACAGGGACUUGGAACCUUCAGAGCCUGAAGACAUGGCGGUGGAAUACACUGCCCCACCAACACAACCCACGUCGAUCGUCUACCCUAAGCCUGAACAACAUAUCUCGAAGCUUUUCGCGCUCCCGGAUGAGAUUCUCCUCCUCUUGCUUUCGGAGCUGGGAACUCGAGAUGUCCUCGCGCUUGCCGACGCCGUUCCCACGAUCAAGACGGUAGUCUACUCAUACGACUUCAUCCGCACCCGCGAAUUGCAGUGCUUCUGUCUCAAGAGGUCGUUCAUGGAAAUCAAGCUAGGAAUUGGCGUCUCUGUCAAGGGCGGCAGGCGGCCUGUCUUCCGCUCCGAGUUCGACCUGCUAGGUCAGGAGGCGUUCUUCCAGCACGGUGUGCGGAGGAGCAUCCAGGGUGUCGAAUUCGAGAAGUGGCUGCCCUUGCCACUGAGCCGGCGGCACUGGAAUCUAGUCAAGACGAAUGUUGGGCCUUGUUUGAAGGGUCUUCAUGACCAUGCGCAGAUGCGCAGUAAAGAGGCUGACCAUGUCGAUGUGCUGUAUCACUUCAUGAACAGCAUUGUGGUGCAGUUCUCUGCUGAUGCGGAGAAGGGUUACAACAGCCCUGACUCCCGGAGCACGCUCAGCCAUGCAUCCGAGAAAGCUGUAGAGGCGUACUUCUCCAUCUUCCAUCUCCUCCUCUGCCUCGCAACCGAAAACCCCGCCAUCGUCACCGGCGCAAAUCGCAUCGUCUCCCGCUUCCUCGCCGGCCCACGUACAAAAGCCCACUUCCCAGACCUAGGCCAUGUCCUCGUAGCAGCACUAAUCUCCGACGCGGGCCUCACAGAGGAUCUCACUUUCCACAUCAUCAAAGAAGCCAUCCUCCGCAACGUAGUAUGGAUGCUAGACACAAAAGGCGCCGGCAUGGCCGAACUCGCCUACCUCGAGCCAUCAGCCGUCUCCGACUACCGCCUAGUCAUGACCUUCAACGCAUCCCCAACGUCCUACCGCCUACUCAUGUUCCUCAAACUCUUCAGCGCCGCCGCCCGCCCGCCUGGCAAAUCCCUCUCGGACCUGCGCGACGCACUGUUCGACACGCACGGUGCCCCACCACCAGGUACAUCCACCACCAUGGCCCAGCGCAUCCGCUCUAUCCGCGAAAUCAACACGUUCCCGCGUUUCCUGGCUGCGAUGGGGAUCAAGGACACGCCGAGCAAGGCGCAGUUUACGGCUUUCCUUCGCCGCACGGUCACGGAUAGUGUGAGUGUGGGGUAUUCGCGUAUGCCCAUGUCGCAGAGCGAGUUGUAUAUGAUUCGGAAGGUGAGGGAGCGGAAUGUUGAGGUUGCGGGGGGUGUGCAGGUUACGUCUGCGCUGGAGCGCUGGUUCGAGCGCGGGGAACGGUGGUAUGAUAAUGGGUGGAAUGGGCGGCCGAGUUUCUUUCCGGAAGAUAGGGGCUUGGGGGGUGGGAAUGGUCGCGGGAAUGGUCGUGGGGGCCGUGGGCGAGGAGGUGGAGGGGGAAGGGGGAGAGGGGGAUAAGUGUACGUUGGCAGCACGGUACCUUGCAAUAGUUUCAAGAUUCAUUCAACUCGGUGGGGCUUCAAGCUAUUUAGGAUAUUAUUUUACUGAAUAUACCAAUUCGCCAAUA
This is a messenger RNA of Cucurbitaria berberidis CBS 394.84, 2250 nucleotides long. RefSeq lists its product as uncharacterized. Gene Ontology annotation, molecular function: protein binding. The transcript has a single exon. The record is from RefSeq and is a predicted model, not a curated record. Gene Ontology annotation, cellular component: cytosol; endoplasmic reticulum. Bases 132 to 2141 code for a protein of 669 amino acids. NCBI's taxonomy places the organism in Eukaryota, Fungi, Ascomycota, Dothideomycetes, Pleosporales, Cucurbitariaceae.